Papaver somniferum (opium poppy) is the source of this 597-nucleotide messenger RNA. RefSeq lists its product as uncharacterized. Bases 1 to 597 code for a protein of 198 amino acids. The transcript has a single exon. Gene Ontology annotation, molecular function: nucleic acid binding; RNA-DNA hybrid ribonuclease activity. The record is from RefSeq and is a predicted model, not a curated record. Lineage: Eukaryota; Viridiplantae; Streptophyta; Magnoliopsida; Ranunculales; Papaveraceae.
AUGCACAUUUUAUCUGAGUAUGAUUAUGCAAAAGUUGUUUGGUUUAGUGAUGGGUACAGGCUAGAUGGAAAUCAGUGGAACAAUCCAAAGGAUUGGAUAGCUUCAUGGUUCUCUGGUUAUGAUUCUUCAACCAUUAGUAAGAUGGCUAUUAUAUGUUGGUUCUUAUGGAAAGAUAGAUGCAGUAUGGUGUUUGAAAAUAAAACUCAAACUCCAAAACAGUCAACUCAUUCCAUAGACAAAUUCCUUCACAAUGCAGUUUCAGUUUCAAAAAAGAAUAAUGAUCCUGCUAAGAGUUUAGCAGUUCCUAAAUGGCAGCCACCUUAUAAUGAUUUCAUUAAACUAAAUAUUGAUGCAUCUUAUUGUGAUCGUACUAACACAUGUGGAUAUGGUCUAAUAUUUCUUAAUUGUGCAGGUACACAUGUAACUUCGAAAUGUAGCAGUUUUAUAGGGGAAUUGGACGCUCAUUAUUUGGAGAGCUUAGCCGUUCUGGAAGGAGUGCAAUGGGGACUACAGUUAGGCUUAAAGAAGAUCAUAAUAGAGUCUGAUUACAAGAGUCUCAUACAAGCUAUUAGAAGGGAGGAGUAUGAUAUCCCUUAG